Daldinia caldariorum is the source of this 1723-nucleotide messenger RNA. RefSeq lists its product as uncharacterized. Bases 31 to 1335 code for a protein of 434 amino acids. Lineage: Eukaryota; Fungi; Ascomycota; Sordariomycetes; Xylariales; Hypoxylaceae. The transcript is spliced from 2 exons. The record is from RefSeq and is a predicted model, not a curated record.
AUCACCCAGAAUUAUUUCUGUGUGGGCCAAAUGCUUUCUAGCUGCACUCCGGAGCGUAGCUCAGAAUUCGUACACAGGGUUUGUCACGAUUGUAUCGAUUACUUCGCUCAAGAAUUUGGCCACAAAGCUGCCGUUGUCGUGAGCGCAAAAUUCCUUGAAUAUAAGUUCAAUAAGGGACUCAAUAAUCAACCGAUUGAUCCUAGAACUAUCCCUCUCGAUGACUAUAUCACCUCCCAGGCCUCGCUUCAGAAAGAGGCUGAAAAUGCUAGAUUAGCUGAAACUACUAGAGCCAGAGCAGCUGAAUACGCUAGGGAAGCUAAUGUUGGCAGAAGAAGACGAUCGUCUCUGGUGCAAAAUACGGUGCCAGACUUGGACGAUACUUUCAUCGAAAUUCAAGAGCCGCCGCCAGUAGUCCACCGCAGUAGGCAUCAUGAUUCACCUCAGAGGCGGCACAGAUCGCAGGACGUUGAUCUAGACAACGUCUCCUCAAGAAGAAAGCCUGCUCAGAAGGCGAUUCGGCGUAAGGCUGUGCACGUUAGAAGCGAGUUCUCUCACCCUGCCCCAAGUGAGCAUCGCCCAGCCGUUCCAGAGAUGAUGGCCGGAUGCCCUGUUGUGGAGCUGUAUACUGAUCUCGAGUUUGAUUAUCCCCAAACCGUCCGUGGUAGACCACUUAGCGGGCCACCGGUUCAGCCCAAACCCAUUCGCCCAAGAACGAAGUCGAAAGAAAUCGAACAGAAAGAGUCCACCUGCUCCCUAGUCCAACGAAUUACCGAGUUGGCCGAGGAUCUCGAAAUCGAAGGUUAUACCAGGCCCAAGCGAGAAAGUGUACCCAUACUUUAUCGAGCACCCAAAGUCCCCACCUGGCGUAAGGACACCCCCAAUCCUGCUUAUCGUAGUGACACCGAAGAAAGAAGGCCAAAAAGGGUCAGCUUCGUGUUGCCUCCUCCCGUCGUACACGAACCCCAGAUCUGUACUGCUCCUGCGACCUUCGUACGGGGCAAACCGUCGGUAGACUCACUUAUGGUCGAAACAGGCUCGGUGGGUGCAAGUGUGAUCUCAAUCCCACCACGGAAAGCCACUGGAGUACGCAUGCCGGGUAGCGCUCAGUACUACCACGAACGCGGUGUGCCAUCACUCGCUUAUAUGGAAGAAGAUAGCCAGGAUGGAGACCACGAAGACCGAUCCCAGCUCGUUUCUAUCAGCACCCCUUCCCCUUCUUUUUCUUGCGCCGUGCAAUCCUGUUUUUGCGAUCCGGACGAUCCCAGUGACAAAGGAUGUCCUAGUUGCCUCGAGAGGAGGCGACUUGAAAGUAAGUGGCAAAUGAAAUGGAUUUGACUUUCGCGCGCAGGUUCACAGGAGGUAAGGACGGGUAGGGCAAGUUCACAUUUAUAUAGGUACCAUGGGUUGCUAGGCGUUAGCUGGUUCGUACGGUCCGGCGUUCUAUGGUGUUCGUACGGUGAGUAGGUCGUGAGUAUAUCAUUCAUUCUUGACUUUUAUACCUUGCAUAUAAAUCCUAUCUUAGGCGCAUUAAGAUAGGAGUAGGAGGUGGAUUAGAGUCCCAAUAUUCAGCACUGGACUGGAUAUGAAAAAGUUCUGUUUGAAGGGCUACUCUUAUAGCGUAAGAUUAGCUAUUUUCGCAUCGAAAAUGCUCUAGGCAGCACUUUUAUAAAUGUUAGUAUUAUGUUUUCACAUAUCAUAUAGUACGGAUUAGCAAAUAGCCCUG